This is a messenger RNA of Glossina fuscipes, 804 nucleotides long. Its product is annotated as histidine-rich glycoprotein-like. NCBI's taxonomy places the organism in Eukaryota, Metazoa, Arthropoda, Insecta, Diptera, Glossinidae. The coding region runs from base 168 to 638 and encodes 156 amino acids. The transcript is spliced from 2 exons. The record is from RefSeq and is a predicted model, not a curated record.
GCUUGUAGCUGAGAUGGAAGUAUAAAUCGAAUCUGGAUUCGAACCACAAUCACAGUCGAAGCCAAAGUGUCUUACAGUAACGUACUCUAAGUAUCACACAAAUUUAAAUUUAAACUACGUUAUCGCGUGUCCCGGAAAUUGUAUUCCUUAUUAACAUAAAAAACAUCAUGAAGUUUCUCAUCUUGUGCUCAUUUGUUGUUGUUGCUGCCAGCGCUUUGAAAAUCCACGAUUUAGGUCAUUUCGGUGGACACGAACAUGGACAUGAACAUGGACAUGAACAAGAACAUGGACACGGACACGAACAGGAGCAUGUGGAAUUCAGCCAUCAUGAAGUUGCUCCCCAACACGAGGAAACCGAACAUCAUUCUCACGUUGAGCACAAGCACGCCCAAUCUCAUCAAAGCGUCAAAUUGCAUCACUAUCAUGCCGUUCCUGUUUACGUUAAGAAGGAAGAUCAACAUUUAGUCAAGAAACCCGUCGAAAUUGGAGACACCAAGCAAAUAUUGAAACUCAUUCAUCCCGAAACUGAGAAGAACCAUAACCACGGUGCCGUAUUGGAGGAACAUAGCGAAUCCAAAUUCCAUCAUAUCGGUCAUUAUGAAGAGCCACACUUUGAACAUUAUCAUCAUCAUGAAUAAGACUCUAUGAUAAGCUUCAUACGUAGGCUGUAAAUACUCGCGAAGAGAUCCUUCUUGUGAUGUUCCUUUUUACUCAUUUCAACCAUUGUAGGAGUAAAUCUCCAAGCGAUAGUGAUUUUCCUUUCGAUAUAACAUAAUAAAUUAACACAAUUUCUUCUUUCAUGGA